UGUGAGAACAAGCGGAACGGCGGUCAACGAGCGCGAGUGUCCCGGGCGUGGACGAUGCCCGAAGGGCAAUCGCGUGAGGUAGGUACAUCGAAAACUACGGUUUAUAUACCCUGACCUCCCUUAUCUUCAUUCAGGAACUAUCUCGGCCGAGCUUGCGAGCUCGUGCCUAAACGCAUGUUCCAACACACUCCCCCGAGCGAAGCAAGCGAGUGCUCACGCGCACUCCCCGCAGUUCGACAUCCGGCACUCCCCCAAGCUCAAAUCCUCGUCUUCUCGCAGUCAUCCAGCUCCGGCACCCAUUCCAACACUCCGACAUCCGGCCGAUACGUGCCCUCAGCGGGCGGUUCGGUACCCUCGGCGGGCGGUUCAACGGUUCGACAACGGUUCGACGACGAUGCCCUCAGCGGCGGGCAAUGCGACGGUUCGGCGGUUCAGCGGUGGACAGCUUUGGCCCUGUCCCGGGCGGUUCGGUUCAGUUCAGCGGGUCGAUCGUACGACGUGCGGCGGCAGUGGCGCGCGUGCGGCGUUCAACGGCGG
Messenger RNA from Fomitopsis serialis, 537 nucleotides. RefSeq lists its product as uncharacterized. The transcript is spliced from 3 exons. The record is from RefSeq and is a predicted model, not a curated record. The annotation marks the transcript as partial. Lineage: Eukaryota; Fungi; Basidiomycota; Agaricomycetes; Polyporales; Fomitopsidaceae.